ACCGUGUUCAGGCGUUCUAUUACACAGCGUAGAAGGCCGCAGCCCACACAUCCUGGUUGAUUUGUAUUGCGAAGGAAACCAGCGGUAAUAAUCAGCACCUUCGUCGCCACGAGUCAAUACAAGCCUGAGCCGUGUUCUCCGAGACACUCAAGCCUUCACGUAUUUCGUACUCACCUGGCAAUAUGACUUGGGUCCUUGGUUGGCCUCUGUACUACUACGACGCGAUCGACAUCGCCAAAACGCACAACCUCGUCAAGGAUCCGAAUGCUGACGACGUAGCCUACGCCGAAGCCGCACAGGAAUGGAUCGCGGACAGAGCUGGCCUGAUUCCGGUGUUCUCUUGCUGGGUCGACGAUCUGCCGCAGCUCGUCUAUGCUGCAUACGUCGACUACGGUGAUAGUCCUAAUCCCCCAGCCGAACUCAGCCUCGAGGAUAAAAUGACUGGCAAGCAGUACCGCCGUCUGAAGCGGGCAAUGCCUCUCAAGGACUUCGGUUGGUACCAACAUAACGACCCAUCUGGCGUUCUAUACGAGUACGACAGUGAUGAGUAUAAUGGCGAAGACGGUGAUGAAGAUAUCGACACGGCCAGCGAAGGAACUGCUCGGAGCGACAACGAAGCGGUAACUAACGGUGUUGUCUUGCAAUCAGACAUGCUCUCAGAGGACUCCAGCUCUUCUGAGACAGCUCAAUCACUGCUGACGGAGUUCGAUGCGCAUUGCGCCGUUGCUGAGCCGCAGUCUUGACGCACGGCAGUUCAUCCCGCCUCCUGUGAUUUUACAGUGUACUAUCCGAACUGUAUCGUUCCCUGUCUACCUAGCACCGUGCUUGCUUGCAUGUAUGUCUCGAUCUCAUUGCGUUGAUACCUCGCGGUCUUGAAGGCAAGAAUUGGAGGUUAACUCCGUGGACUACUGUACAGAUCGACACGAGUGUGUUCAUGCAGCGGAUUGCGUACUAGUACAUAUAUACAUACGAUGGCCCGCCCCCGGGGGAUGCAUAUGCAGGCGAAGCCUUGGGCGCGAAUGGGGGGACAAAUCUCACGCACUAUUACAUACC
Messenger RNA from Fomitopsis serialis, 1053 nucleotides. RefSeq lists its product as uncharacterized. The record is from RefSeq and is a predicted model, not a curated record. Bases 183 to 743 code for a protein of 186 amino acids. The transcript has 4 exons. Lineage: Eukaryota; Fungi; Basidiomycota; Agaricomycetes; Polyporales; Fomitopsidaceae.